Messenger RNA from Hypanus sabinus (Atlantic stingray), 4637 nucleotides. Its product is annotated as N-acetyllactosaminide beta-1,3-N-acetylglucosaminyltransferase 2. Gene Ontology annotation, cellular component: membrane. Bases 3441 to 4568 code for a protein of 375 amino acids. Gene Ontology annotation, molecular function: hexosyltransferase activity. NCBI's taxonomy places the organism in Eukaryota, Metazoa, Chordata, Chondrichthyes, Myliobatiformes, Dasyatidae. The transcript is spliced from 2 exons. The record is from RefSeq and is a predicted model, not a curated record.
CGCAGCGGGACGCCCUGUCCAACCCGGCCCGACAGGUGAACCCUCUCUCCCGGGACUCUCUGUCACAAAGAUCCCCGUUCCGCGCAAGGUAAACCCAGACUGUUGUUGUGGGGAUCGGGAGUGGCUUCCCCGUCCCACCCCGGAGCCCGGCCACCGCCAUGCGUCUGACGGGAUCCCCCAGCCGGCUGCCGAGGCGGGAGGAUGGGCCGGGGGGCCUCCACCCAUCUCUUCACCUCAGAGUGUGGAAGAAAGGACGGAUGGGGGUUUGAUUUCAUCCUUUAAAGAGAGGUUUGGACAGGGUCGUGGAUGGGUGAGGCAGAACAGUAGCCUGGCACAGACUAGAUGGGCUGAAGAGCCUGUUGUUGUGAUACCUACCUCUACCCUUUCCCCUUUCAUCUGGUUCCAUAUGCCCAAUACUCUCUGCAUGAAGAAUUCCCCCCCCCCACACCUCCCAUGUUUUUUCUAAAUCCUUCACCCUCUCAAUUUAAACCUAUGCCCUCUAAAAGAAAGACUGCGGUUUUAUACACCCCCUCAGUUUCCUACACUUCAAGGAUUAAAGUCCCAACCUGUACAAGCUUCCCCUACAAACCAGGCCCUCAAAUCCUGGCAAUAUCCUUGUGAACCUUCUCUGCACUCUUUCUAGCUGAAUGACACCCUUUCUACAGGAGGGCUCCCAACCCUGGAGGCAAUACCAUCCCAAGCGCUUCUUCAGCCCUCCGCCCCUGCAUAGGCCCCCAAAGCAGCUCACCAGAGUCCCCCGUCCUGAGCAAGUUCUCCCGGGUGUAGCCCACCAAAGAUCCUUCCUCUCCCAGGGGUGAGGUUUCUGGAAUUUCUGUUGGCGCUUCGGGUUUUUAAGGGAUGGGAUUGCCAGCCUCCGUGCCCAACUCUCCACCCACGGCGGACUUAAUGUCUGGUGUGACUGGAACAAAAUUUUCCAACAACUAUACCUGUUGCCCACACUGAUGAAGGCCAGUGGGCCCUGAGAUCUACUCCACCACUUUGUCCAUCCGCGAUGCCACUCAGUCAAUCAUUGCCGAGUCUGGUUAAUCCAGCCGAUCCCUGAAUACACCCAAGCACUGCUCCCUGCAGGGCGGCUGAAAAUCCCAGGAAUCUCCUUUUCACCUCCAAAGUGGAGACACAAGUUGAAAGCUUUUGGCCCAUUGGCCUUUAUAAAUCAAUAUAUUGACUGCAGGAGAUGGGAUGUUAUGUUGAAGUUGGACAAGACAUUGGUGAGGCCUAAUUUGGAGUAUUGAGUGCAGUUUUGGUCACCGACCUACAGGAAAGAAGAAAACAAGGUUGAACGAGUACAGAGAAAAUUUACAAGGAUGUUGCCGGGUCUGGAGGACCUGAGUUAUAAGGAAAGAUUGAACAGGUUAGGACUUUAUUCCUUAGGAUGUAGAUGAUUGAGGGAAGAUUUGAUAGUGGUGUACAAAAUUAUGAGGGGUAUGUAUGUAUUAUGAGAGGAAAUGUAAGCAGGCUUUUUCCACUGAGGUUUGGUGGGACUACAGCUAGGAGUCAUGGGUUAAGGGUGAAAGGUGAAAAUUUUAAGGGGAACGUUGAGUAAGCGUUUUGCCAACAGACCUCUGUCAAACAGGUUAAAAAUUCACUGUUACACUCCCCUUCCCCUCCCCAGUCGUGAGUUCCAAUCCACAGGGACAAUCCGAAGGGAAUUUUGAAAGACUGUCGCUGAUUGUCAACCGCAGCACGUACUACAGAACGGCAAGAGGUCUCUGCAGGAUCCUUGCAGUUAACACACCCAGUUGUUCAGCUUAUUCUCUGCUGUGCUUCCCCCUUCAAACACUGAUUGCGUUCCCCUUCAAACGUCAGGGUUGGAUCCUCCCAGUCGGACACUGCGUCCCACAGGCAACCAAGAGUUUCACCUCUUGUUAUACAUAUAGCGAGCGCAUUAUCGGGUACCUGCUGUGCCUCACCAAAACUCGAUCAGUAGUUCAAAAACGUCUACAGAUGUACCGUGGAGAGCAUUCUGACCAGCUACAUCAGCCUCUGGUGUGGUGGGGGGGGGGGGGCGCUACUGCACAGGGUCAAAGCAAGCUGCAGAAACUUGUAAAAGUUAGUCAGCUCUGUCACGGGCACCGGCCUCUGUCGUGUCCAGGACAUCUUCAAGGAGCGGUGCCUCAAAAACGCAGCGUCCAUCAUUAAAGACCCCAAUCACCCAGGACAUGCCUUUUUCUCACUGUUACCAUCAGGGAGGAGGUACAGGAGCCUUAAGGCACACACUCAACGAUUCAAGAACAGCUUCUUCCCCUCUGCCAUCGGAUUCUUGAAUGGGCAUUGAACUCAUGAACACUGCCUUACUACUUUUUUAUUUCUGUUUUUUUUCUGCAAAACUUAUUUUAACUUGUCUAUUCAUUAGAGCUAUAUAUACUUUCUAUAAUUCAGUUUUUUUCUCUAUAUUUAUUUAUCAUGUAUUGCAUUGUACUGCUGACGUGAAGUUAACAAAUUUCACGACAGAUGCCGGUGAUAUUAAACCCGAUUCUAAUCAUUCCACAGAGAAACAAGACUUCCUGAUUGGAUCUCGUCAACUUUAUUUAUGAAGGGUGUUGGGGGGGACACAGGUCAGGAACAGGCUGAUGGAUCUGGUAAGAUGACACCAUGAAUAACUCACUCAAAGUGCUGGGGGAGUUCAACGGGUCAGGCUACAUUUGUGGAAUGGGAUUCACCAAGCUUUUUCUUUGCGUCGUGGACCAAUACCAGGCUGGGAACACCUGGGAUGAACAGUCGCGGUCUCGGGCCGAGAUCCGUCAUCGGGACCGCCUUGUCCUGGAACGUCGACUGUUGACGUUUACUGUGUUAAACUGGACAACCAGCAUCUGGUGUUUAAAUUGGUUCGGUAGUUCCAUUUAAUAGCAGAGUUUAAUACCUGAAAUUCAUACUUUUCACAGACAGCAUCGAAACAGAAGAAUGAGUGGCGAUAAACGUUAGAAGUCCAAAGCCCUCCCCCGUCAGUUCUCACCCCCUCCACCCACCAUGAAAACAAUAGCAAAGCCCCCCACCCCCAAGAGACCAUAAUCUAGAGUCCGUAACCCGUCACUUUGACGUGCCACAGGCUUUCCAGAGAGUGAGGGGGAGAGAAAGGGGUGUCACCCCCUCCACAGUGCCUCGCCGUUUGGACGGUUACAGCUUAUUCGAGCUCACCUGACCCCAGAACCAGCAGACUCUUCCCCCCCCCCCACUCCUCCCCAACGAGAAUGCGAGAGCUGGUACCACGGCUGGUGCAGGCAUGUCCCGCCCCUGCUGUGGGUGCUUGCUCUUGUCCACACUGGGCUAUAAACGUGCAGGAGCAGUGUGUGGUUAACUGCCUUGCUCAAGGACACACACGCUGCCUCGGCUGGGGCUCGAACUAACGACCUUCCGAUUGCCAGCCCAAAGCCUUAACCACUCAGCCACGUGCCAACGCAGGUGACCCUCGCCGGCCCGAGAUGCGGAGGAGGCUGCUGCCGUGGGCGGCCGGCGCCCUGCUGCUCUACCUGCUGGCCCUGCGGACCCUGCGCCAGCCCCCGGCCCCGGCCCAGGCCCCGGGCGCCCGCUUCUGGAAGGCCCCGUGCCCGCUGCGGCCGCUGUGGAGCCAGGACCUGCUGGAGCGGCAGCAGCGGGUGCGCCGGAGCCCGAGCCGCGACCGAGCCCCCGGCUGCGGGCCCGACCGCCGGGUGGAGAGCCGCGUCGCCGACUUCCAGCAGCUGCCGCAGGCCGUGAAGGACUUCCUGCUGUACCGGCGCUGCCGCCGCUUCCCGCGGCUGCUGGAGCCCCGCGGCGUCUGCGGCCGCGGCCUGCGCCUCCUCAUCGCCGUCAAGAGCACGGCGUCGAGCUUCGGGCGGCGCCAGGCCAUCCGCCAGUCGUGGGGAGGCGUGGGCCGGGCCGCGGGCGUCGGCCUGGUCUUCCUGCUGGGCGUGGAGGAGGCGGCGGACGGGCGGCCGGACCUGGCCGGCCUGCUGGCCUGCGAGAGCCGCCGCUUCGGCGACCUGCUGCAGUGGGCCUUCCGCGACACCUUCCUCAACCUGACGCUGAAGGAGGUGCUCUUCCUGCCGUGGCUGGGCCGCCACUGCCCCGGCGCCCGCUUCGUCUUCAAGGGCGACGACGACGUCUUCGUCAACACCGAGCGGCUGCUCGACUACCUGGACGGCCCGGAGGCGGACCCGGCCCUCGGCCGCAGCCCCGACCUCUUCCUGGGCGACACCAUCCUCGGCGCACAGCCCUGCCGCAACCCGGGCCUCAAGUACUACGUGCCCGGCGCCUUCUACAGCGGCCCGUACCCACCGUACGCCGGCGGCGCCGGGGUGCUCUACACCGGCCGGCUGGCCCGCCGGCUGGAGCGGGCGGCCAGGGCGCUGCCCCUCUUCCCCAUCGACGACGUCUUCACCGGCAUGUGCCUGCAGAGACUGGGCCUGGCGCCCACCGCGCACGCCGGCUUCCACAGCUUCGGCAUCAACGAGAGCCAGCGCUGGGAGCCGUGCGCCUACCGCCGCCUCUUCAUGGUGCACGCCCGGAGCCCGCAGGAGCUGAUCCUGCUCUGGAGGGUGCUGCACGGGGGCAACCUCACCUGCGGCUGAGGGGAGGCUGGGGACUGGGGGGGUGCACGGUGGGUGGUGGAUACAGAGGAGGGGGCACCGGUGUGGAGC